UAGGUUUUUCUAAAAACUCUGUAGAUAAACAUAGUUAUUGCCACUGCUGUGCUUGUUCCUGAUACGUUAGCAAGCAAUAGAUUAAAAUUUAUCGAUAACCAGUAAGCCAAACAUGUUGUACAUGUAAUGGUAUCUAUUUAAGUUCAACUGCUGGCUUAUUACGGUGUGGCUCGUUGGUCUAGGGGUAUGAUUCUCGCUUUGGGUGCGAGAGGUCCCGGGUUCAAAUCCCGGACGAGCCCAAUUUUUUUUAUCUGUUUUACAACCCAGCCUUUAUUUUAAUGAUCGUAACUGCCCUUUUACUUGUUUUAUUUUAAUACGCCCAUUCGUGUUUGCCGUAUUAAAUUGUGAAAGGGCCACUAUUGUGUUUCAUCCUCUUUUUACAACGAUCCAGUUCCACACCCCUUUUCCCACCUGUCCUCCAUCAAAAACCGAACAAAGACCCAGCCCUGUCCGCUCUACUUCCCCAGCUGUUGGCCAUGAGUGAAUGGUCGAGAGAAGAGAAAGAGAGAGAGAGCGAGAGAGAGAGGGACGCUUCUCUUCCGCCCCCACAAAACACAUCACACGUUCAGAACAGGCGGCAGACGAGCCGCGUCUCCCUCUGCGUUCUGUCCAGUCUUCAAUUAUACUUGAAAAGGGGCAUCGGGUGUGUUUUGUGAAUUACGAUAAGACGGGCUUCACGCAAACUGAACAGGGGAGUUCAGGGAAACGCACCACUUAAACAGCAUUGCUCAUCAGCAACAGAGCAGGGAGGUUUCCACCAUGGUUCUGUGUGAGGACGGCGAGUGCAGCGUCUGCCUCCAGCCGUACUCGAGGAUGGACAGGAUCCCCCGCAUGCUGCACUGCAGACACACCUUCUGUGAGCCCUGCCUUGAGGCCAUGUCGCAGGUCAGGAGCAGGCUCCAGACCGUGGGCUGCCCCCUGUGCCGUCGCGUGACCUGCAUAAGCCGCGGCCUCAGCCUGCAGGAAGCUCUGUGGGUCAACAGCAGGCUCUGGGACCAGAUCCUGGAGGAUGUGGACAGAGAGGAGGACCAGGAAGACCACCUGAAACAACAAGCUGAGGACCAGAGGACAGAAGCUACACAAGAAAGUGUCCUACGAGUAGAGCGUGUUCCCAUCAGGUCCAGAGCAAAACUCAAGUUGCCCGGAUUCUUCAGAAGGUUCAGUUUAUUAAAGCAAAGCCAAGAGAGGAUCGUGCCUGGGAGUAAUGUGGAAAUGAAAUCCUGGCGUAGGCUUUCAACUGAAGAGACGGUUUAAACAAAGAACUGACAAUGACAACAAGGUGAAACGUCCCCAAGACAGUACUUUUACUUUUCAGUGUCAAAGCCCGUGAGUGUGAGACGUGGCUCAGCUUUGUCCGAAGAAACCAAGUUGAGUCCGUUACGACUGAGAAUCCAAUUGUGUUCCUGUCAGGACAUUGUUUUGUUCCAGCCAAAGGUGCCCUUUCCUCCCCACUGCCCCCGUUAUUUAUUGUAGGCUUAAUUCCCCCAGCUGGUGCUUGGGGAUUUGGUUCAGUUGUCCCAGUGUGGCUAACACCCCGAGAGCCCCUGGAACCAGAUGGCCUCCAGAGGACGCUCCCUUUUACAUUCCCCUCAAUAACGUUAAGUACACAUUGUUUCCUUCUAUUUAUGGCGGUUGGUUAUAAUAUUUAAUAAAUAUUUUUACAAGUAUUUUUUCUUGUAAAUGUUAAUUUUGUGUGAAUCUAAAGUCUACAUUUUAAAAAUUGUUUUGUAAUAGUAAUAAAAUGUGAAAAUGAAAUGAAAUGA
This is a messenger RNA of Betta splendens (Siamese fighting fish), 1763 nucleotides long. RefSeq lists its product as uncharacterized. The transcript is spliced from 4 exons. NCBI's taxonomy places the organism in Eukaryota, Metazoa, Chordata, Actinopteri, Anabantiformes, Osphronemidae. The record is from RefSeq and is a predicted model, not a curated record. Gene Ontology annotation, biological process: protein ubiquitination. Bases 760 to 1254 code for a protein of 164 amino acids. Gene Ontology annotation, molecular function: ubiquitin protein ligase activity.